This is a messenger RNA of Mercenaria mercenaria, 4454 nucleotides long. RefSeq lists its product as uncharacterized. The record is from RefSeq and is a predicted model, not a curated record. Lineage: Eukaryota; Metazoa; Mollusca; Bivalvia; Venerida; Veneridae. The transcript has 2 exons. Bases 148 to 1314 code for a protein of 388 amino acids.
AGGAAUGGUCACAGAUCUACUGAAGGGGGAGGAGAGGGCCAUAGACGCCGUUUAACAAGUGAGGUACGACUGUGGCGACAUAGAAGAAUUGGACCUGUACAAGAUAUACAUGACAGUUCCCUUAGAAUCAUCAGUUAAAUUAUUAAAAUGUUACACACAACAAGAAACAUGCAUUUAAGCAGGCUUUGUUCUGCUAUGAACGUUCUGAUGUACCAAGGUCAGUCUGAGGGGAAACUGCUGGAAACAUACAAUGUUGUACCGUCAAAACGGGAUAAAGUUGCGUUCGAAACUGACGACGAGUGUGUCAAAAUACUUAACAUUGUACAAUCAGUAAUGAACACUGUAUAUAUUCCAAUCGGUACAAUAGGAGACGGAAACUGCUUGUACAGGGCUGUUUCGUCUGUUGUUACAGGCAGUGAAGAUAACCAUGUAUUACUGAGACUUAUCACUGCUUUAGAACUCAUAAACAAUAGGUCAUUUUAUGACACCAAAAAACCUCACAAUGAUUUCAUUAAUGACUGCCGAAUUGUUACAAGUGAAUACGAUAAAUUAGUCCAUGAUGCAAUUAAGAAAAACACUUAUAGUGAAAUGGCACAUAUAUAUGCCCUCAGUGCUGCCCUGUGCGAACCGAUACAAUCCUAUUUUCCACCGCAAAUAAAACCAGAGCUGUCUGCAGUGUUUACUAGAACCGUCGUAGGUCGGGAUGUGCCACAAGAUCUUGCUCCACAGGUGAUGUUAAUGUGGAGCUCAAUGAAAGCCCCGGUGACAUUAACUACUUACCGAGCCAACCACUUUGUGCCGUUAAUCAAUAAAGAAACAAUCCAUGACAAUAUCAAAACAAGUGAAAACAAGGUCCAGGAAACAAACUCUGAAGCUGAAAUCAAACAAACUGAAGAACAAUUGAUAAACACCGACACUAGUGCUAAUUUUGACUCAUAUCCACUUUUUGACGUUGAUUGUAACACAUCAGCCUCCUUUGGCCGAGGAUAUGGAUGCGAAACUUUGGACGAACCUGUCACUCUAUCCGAUAUUUCGGUACGUGACUUAGUGACAGGGUCGCCUGAAGCUUCAAAUCCAUCUCCUACUAAGGAAUCUGACUCUGUUAGUGCUUCACAGGCUAUGGAGUCAGACAUGCAUGGGGUGCUUGUUUCAGGGUUUCUCGACACCAGUAACAUUAUUGCCCAUCUCCUGAAAGAUGUCCCUGGCAUAGCCAAAAUUCCAUCUGGGUCAAAGGAGAAUGUAUACUUUAUAUUGGAUAACAAGGUCAAUUCAGAUAAGAAGUCAAAUAAAAAAAAAAAGCGCAUUUGCAGAUGACCGGGGUGUUUGGAAUUCUUCGUCCGGUGCCUCUCCAAAAACACAUUAUAUUUUGCACGAGAAUGGUGACCUUAGUGCAGUAUAUUUAAGGCAAGGUUAAUUUUGUUCCAAAAAGCAGGUCAAAACACAAGUUGUUUACACUCCCUUAAAUCCUCAGCCUCAGAAAAAACAGAUAGUUGUACUUCACCACUACUAUACAACUCUCAAGCAGGAUAAAGGUUAUAAAAAGAAAGUCACCUGGCUAGGAGAGGGGGGUCUUGAAAGUUGGGAAAUUUCCUGGGCACGCACCCCACGGCUUAUCUCAAAACGACCAACAACAAUACAUACGCAAACCCAACUAUGUGAUGGACAACAUUGAAAAAAUGACGAAACAGAAAUGUAAACCUGCAGACAUAUACUUGACACUGAAGGACAAAUACGACGAAACGACAAGACCUGAGAUAGACAAAAUUUACCAGAAAGCUUGUUACAUCAAGUCAAAGACAGCUGAAGACAACGGACAAUUACUUACGACAAACAUUGCAGACCAAAUAUGCCAUCUGGACAAUUUGGUUACAGACAAUGACAAUUUCGUACAGGCCUCAGUCAGGACUGGUAGUAAAACCCCGACAUUCUUACUCUAUACAGACGAACAAAUUGAUGAAAUCAAGAUGAUAUGUUGCUCUGGACAGACUGCUCUAGGUGUGGACAAGACCUUCAACCUAUGUUAAAGAUGCACGUGAUGGUCACUUGUUUCAAGCGGUUGACAGUGACUGGUGACAAGACGAACGAACCGCCACUGUUCAUUGGACCCAUGUUCAUCCAUGACAAUAGUGACUAUGAGACAUAUAGUCACUUUUUUCACCAUCUUAGACUGAAGUUGGGGAUGAACCUAACUAAACUUGUUAUAGGUUCCGACGAAGAACAGGCAAUGGUCAAGGCCAUCAUGACCGAGUUUCCAUGCUCUAGUCAUGUUUUAUGUACUAGACAUUUGAAAGAAAACACCCGACAGCACUAGAUUAACGAGGGGUUCCUAUUGCAGACAGGGAGGUCAUUAUGUGGAAAAUAUUUGGGACAGACGCAACAGAUGACGCUAGCUUUGACACUCUUAGUGACGAUGUUGUAGAACACUAUACAAAUUUUUCCAGUAAAUUUUUGCAGUACUUUAGCAAAAGACUUCAACCAAACCUAAAAUCCAAAGUUAAUGAACCAAUGAAAGAAGGCUUAAUCCCCAGCACUGGUCUUUAAAAAAUCAUAUGGAACCAUAAUUUGAUAAUGUUUAAUAAUACAAUUAUUUAUAAAAUCAUUUUCAGAUAAAACAAACUUGUGACGACAAUGACAUUUAAUACUAUUCGAUUACUUUAUCAAAGGGAAGUAACUCAGUAUACAAUUAUCACUCACUUUGAUAAAAUCCAAAUUAAACCACUUUAAAUUUGACAAAUUUCUUCAAAAUUUUGUCUGUUAAACUAUAUUAUCAUAUGCUAUCAGUAUAUAUUAACUUAAAUUUCAUAACAGUAAUACUUUUAGAAAUAUAAGUAGUUUUCGGUAAUGAAAACUGGUUUUCGGUAGUUUUCGGUAAUGAAGUAGUUUUCGGUAUUCCCAAGUACCCGUUUUUACAAGUUCUUCGGUUACGAUUAAAAAAUGUAAACAACGGACUCUGUCAAUGAAUCAUUGGAAUGAAUGAAAGACAGUCGAUCUUAGUCAAAAUUCUGAUUGACAGUGAAUGCUAAUGACGUCAUUUGUUGCAGAAAGGUAUUUAGUUUGUAACUGUAGUUUCCAAUCAAUUAAAAUCCUCUAAAAACUGGUAAAAUGAUUGCUUAUAUUUGGACAAAGCUCAAUGUUUUUGCCGUUCGCCUGCUGCUAAAGGGCAAGUGUAAAAGAUUCAGUGCAAGUUAUAUUUCACUGGUACUACCAGUUAUUAAGUUCAUACUCAUGUCAUGUCAUAAAACAUGUCAGAGAAAUUUGGGCACUUUUGACCGAUUGAAACGUUGGCAACAUAAGAUUAUAUUUUUUCUUUACACGAAAAUUGCCGUUAGGUAACAAAGCGAAUUCGCCGAUAAUUCGGAGUACACUGAUUAUGAUGUUACUGUCACAAAAUUGUUCCAAUUCAUGUAAUGUAUUAGGUGCACUUAAACUGCCUAGCUAUAGCUACUGCUCUUAUAGGGAAGUGGUAGAAUGUCUGCCUUAGGUGUGAGAGGUCCUGGGUUCGAGUCCCAUUUGGAGCUUUAAUGUUUCAGAUGUUCUAUAUUUUUAGCACACAGUAUCAUGGAUGAUUAUUUAGCAAUCCAGAUCACAGCUGAAUGUUAAAUCAAAUGCACCCAAUUAGAAAAUAUUCACUAUAUUAUGUCCGUUUGAUGUUUCUGCUCUCCAUGUUCAAGAAGAGUUAUAUUUCCUUGAUCACAAAAUUUUCUUUUACAUGAAAAUAUUAAAUGCUCAUAACUUUACGCUUCUAGUUAAGAUAUUGUCAAUAUAUCUAUUUAUAAGAAAUAUAUGGACAUUUGCCUUCAUUGCAAAGCUUUUUAACUUCAUACCUAUGAUUUUAAAAAAUUAGGUACUAUCUCUAUCUUAUUUCGUGUAUCAUCUGAAAUGAAACUGCUAUAUAAAUGUAGAUGAGGAAAUACUGAGUUGAUAUAUCAAAAUCACAUGAUUUUUUUUCUGUGGAUAAAUAAUAAGCAAAUAAGUCCACAUGGCAAUGUCAUGUGAAGUACGCCACACAGCCCAAUUUUGUCUCUUUUUUUCUAUUUUACAUGUGUUAAAACAUUACUUGCCACAGAUUUUUCAAGCUUCCUUUUCUAAACUUAGGUGACUAUCAAUGUGAAGUGUACUAAGCCAUAUACCAAUAAUGUAGAAUAAUAAAUGACGCAUCAUUAAAACGUUUGGCAGGAAUAUUGUGUUGGUCAUCGCUUGGAAAUCGGUGUUGAAGUCAGAUCAUGAGGUAACACUUUGUGUUUUGAAUCGAAAAUCAUGGAAACAGACAAAUGCAAUGCUGCAAUAGGUUUAAAGGGACAAUGCAUUGAAGAAAACAAAAUUUUAUUAGUGGAAUGGGACAUCCAAAAGUUGUCAGGAGAAUAUUGCUGACAACUUGUUGUACUAUUGCUGACAACUCGUAGUACAGACAUGAAAGAAAGUUCUGUGAUGUUUCAUAAACUUAAGGGCUCCUU